Molecule: messenger RNA, 3285 nt
Organism: Bolinopsis microptera
Lineage: Eukaryota; Metazoa; Ctenophora; Tentaculata; Lobata; Bolinopsidae
Product: chloride channel protein 2-like
Exons: 19
Coding region: 200-2680 (826 amino acids)
Biological process (GO): chloride transport; transmembrane transport
Cellular component (GO): plasma membrane
Molecular function (GO): voltage-gated chloride channel activity
Source: RefSeq, a predicted model, not a curated record
GUCCGAGUGAUAUGCGUCUCAUCUAAUGUUGGAGCUGAUUGUUACGAAUAUUUAGUUUUAUCGUUACUAUCGUUCUGACUGGUUUUCAAUUCUGCUCUAUCAAUCAGACACGUAUUUGUGGUAAUUUGUUGUUGUGAGCGGUGUUUUUAGAUCUUACUGUUUCUGGUAGUGUACUGUGAAGUUGUGUUUUGGUAUAAAGAUGAAAGGGAAAUCCAAACAUAAUGUGAUCUUCACAAAUGUUGCCAUUCUGAAUACAGACGAUCAAGAGGAGAUACUGGUGAUGGAGGACGGAGCACCGCCCCGACUAAACCGACAACACAGUGACGGUUUCCAACAUCACCAGCAUAGCCAGCUGCGUGCUAGACUUGACAUACAGGAUGACCUAGAGGAAUGUGACCUGAUAGAAGGAGGUAACAGCUGCUCCAGAUCCUGCUACUCCUGUUGGAAGUACUACGUGUUGGACACGUUUGGGGACGACUGGCUCUUCUGUUUGUUGCUCGGUAUCAGCAUGGCUCUUAUCUCAUUCGCCAUGGACUUCUGUAUACUCAAACUUCAGGAGACACACGUGUUCUUUUACAACGAUCUGACAACUAACCCGAUACUACGUUUCCUGCUAUGGACCGUCUACCCUCUACUCUGUAUUAUUUUCAGCGUUUCUGUCGUGCAGGUGAUAUCUCUGAACGCAGUGGGGUCAGGAAUUCCAGAAAUGAAGACAAUCCUCCGUGGAAUUGUGAUCCACAAUUACCUAACCUGGCAGACUCUUAUCAGUAAAGUUAUUGGGCUCUGUUUCUCUAUGGGAAGCGGGCUUCCUAUAGGUAAAGAGGGUCCCUUCGUUCACAUCGCCUGUAUCAUGUCCAACUUAUUGGGCCAAAACGUCAAGGGAUUCAAGAGAAUAUUCUCUAAUGAGACCCGUAACGUAGAGAUGUUAGCAGCAGCCUGCGCAGUGGGUGUUAGCUGCACCUUCGCAGCUCCUAUCGGGGGUGUCCUCUUCAGUAUCGAGGUAACAUCGACCUAUUUCGCAGUCCGGAACUACUGGAGAGGGUUCUUCACAGCAGUGUGCGGUAGUUUUGUAUUCAGGAUGAUGGAUGUGUGGAUUAGUAACGAGGCCACCAUCACCACACUCUACCCCACCAACUUCAGUGGGGACUUCCCCUUCGACCCUCUGGAGCUGGUCGCUUUCAGUUUGAUGGGAUUGUUGGCGGGGCUUGGAGGAGCUACCUUCGUUUACAUGCACAGAAAGAUCGUCUUCUUGAUCAGGAAUCAUGGCCACAAAAUAUUCCUCCACAAAAACAAGUUCGUGUACCCGUGUAUAGUGACACUAGUCGUCAUGAUAAUAUCGUUUCCUGAUUGGCUCGGACAGUUUAUGGGUGGUAAGCUCACUCAGAAGGACAGUUUGGAGCACAUGUUCAGCGAUCAAAGUUGGAGUAUAACAACAGAUGAAGAUAUAAAAGCUGUGUGGGCUGAUCCUAACAUAUUCGUAUCUCUUCUCUUCUUCAUAGUCUUCCAGUUUGUUAUGACUGCAUUCUGCGUGUCAUUACCAGUCCCGGCGGGAGUAUUUUUCCCGAUAUUUGUGUUGGGAGCAGCGUAUGGUAGAUUAUGUGGGGAAGCUAUGACGGCGUGGUUCCCGGAGGGUAUUCACGAGGGACAAAACAACUUCUUUAUUCAACCGGGAGGUUACGCGGUAGUUGGCGCGGCAGCAUUCUCCGGUGCAGUGACUCACACCAUCAGCACAUCUGUGAUAGUGUUCGAGCUGACGGGACAAAUAUCCCACAUAAUCCCUGUGAUGAUAGCUGUGCUGAUCGCAAACGCUGCUGCUCAGUGGCUUCAACCCAGCAUCUACGAUUCUAUUAUUCAGAUUAAGAAGUUACCGUAUCUUCCGGAGAUAAGCUCCAAACACACUCACCUUUACAACAAAUAUGUUAAAGAUAUCAUGAGACGAGAUAUUAUCUUUUGCAGCUACGAAUCAACCUGCAGACAGAUCCAGCAGAUGUUACAGACCACAGACUACAGGUCGUUCCCCAUUGUUGAUAACGUGGAGAGCAUGACCUUCCUCGGCUCCAUCAGACGAGUGUUCUUAGAGCGCGCACUUGAGCGUGCCCUACAGUACAAUCAGUUUCAGAGUUCUUCAUCACAAGGUUCCACUCCCCCCGAGUUCUCAUCGAUGCUGCAGUCGCCAAGUGUUUCGUACGGGGAUCUUAAAGAUCUGGAGAAGUAUGGAGACAGGCCCGUUGUGGACAACAAAGCUGCCAUUUUCGGCUCCAUCACUAGGCACAGCGCAAACAGCAAAGCCAGUGCCGUUCCUGUAACUUCAACUCUACUUGGUGUACCGGACGGCGUCACCACCCAAGAUUACACGACUUGGUACGAGUCCCAGCUUGACAAAAGGAUGGAUUUCUCCAAGUGUCCAAUGGACGGUGCUCCCUUUCAGCUUGUGGAUACAACCAGCAUCUACAAGGCUCACACACUCUUUGGACUUCUGUCUCUCAGUCAUGCCUACAUCACUGAAGUCGGUCAGCUGGUAGGAGUAAUGACACUGAACGAGAUUCAAGACUACCUGGAGGGCAGGAUACAGAUAGACGACAACAGGGACCCCCGGGCCGGUCAGCGACCUUCUGGAGGUGCCAGCGGGACCAUACAGUCUACCUUUGAACUCGACCCCAUGCACAUCAUACACAAGUAGAACAGGGGAGAUGGUGCACGGAUCUCUGUAUGUCUGAGAGAUUUUAAACACAUUAUUAUAUAUGAUAUAGCAGCGAAUAUGGAGAUACAGUGAUUUCUGAACUGAGGUCUAACAAAGUGGGGUAUUAAAAAAGAAGUGUUUUAGAGAAGAGUUUGAUAGGAACUGUAAACAGGUAGAGGAAGUUGGCAGUUUUAUUUAAGUUGAUUCUUUCCUGCGUUAUCUUGUUGCUCCUGUAACAUAUUAUCUUGAUAAGAGUUUUUAACAAUUUUUUGAAAGUUUUUGUGGAAGCAAAGUUCGCGAUUAUAAUUAUUUUAGUUAAAUCAGCGAUCUUGGUAGAAUGAAGAUAUGUCGUUUAACUGAAUUUGAUAAGUAAUAAUUCGGUUUUUAAGUGGCUGCAUUAAAGCUAUUUUAUUAAACGUUUUAAUUGAACGAUAUUAUGUUGAUUUUGGGUUCAGUAAAUCGUCGGGUAUUUAAAUUCACAGAUAUUUCAUUAUCUUUUAACUAAUUUGUAUAAUUAAAACAUACAGUAUAACUAUAUAUAACGAUUCACUAAAGUAUUAACAUUUUGCCUCACUAAUAUUACAAAGCUUGUGAUUUUAAUAAUC